AUGUUUUGCAUGGAAUGUGGGAGAAGCCUCGCUGACUUCGCGAAAUUUUGUGGGAAUUGCGGAGCUCAAGUUCAACAUGUUAAAGAUAAAGAUUCAGCUACAAGUGGCAGUCGGGCAAUAGAGGUUGGAUGUCUCUCACCAGAUGCAAAGAAAAGCCUUGCAAUACUGAAAGCAAAAUAUUUGCCAAAGAAGAAAGAGAUAAAAGAAAAGAAAGGGGAGAGGAGCAGUGUGAAUGAAAUACAAAUCCAAAUUAUGGAUGGAAAGAAAAAGGCACUUAAACGAGCAUUUCCUAGUGAAACUGGUUUAACAGGGACUUUAAAGAUGCCAGUAAAACCUGGAGAAAAUGCGAAGGACUGGAUGAAAAGAUUAACUAGCCAAUUCAGGGGAAAGAUAUCCUUUGUCCCUUUUAUUAUGGGACCAGGGGGUUUACAGGAAUUAAGUGAACCUGCAGCAUUUAAUAUAGAAAAUCUUUCUGCUUUAAAAACCCAAAGGAAGGCCAAGAUAUAUGCCUUAGCUAAAGGAAAAGGUGAGAAAAGCCCUAUAAUUUCAAGUAUAAUUUACUAAGAAUUUGAUACUAAUUUUCUAAUUCAACUAAGGUAAGAGCUAUGAAGUA
Saccostrea echinata is the source of this 613-nucleotide messenger RNA. RefSeq lists its product as uncharacterized. NCBI's taxonomy places the organism in Eukaryota, Metazoa, Mollusca, Bivalvia, Ostreida, Ostreidae. The record is from RefSeq and is a predicted model, not a curated record. The transcript is spliced from 4 exons. The coding region runs from base 1 to 564 and encodes 187 amino acids.